AUGAGCACAAUACAGAACAUCAAGAAUUUCAUCCGGCAUGGGAAACAAGCUCGCCUAGUGACGCCCCAUUCUGAACCCACCACCGAUGUGUCCACCGUCCACGCCGAACAGCAGCCACAACCACACGGUCAAUUCGCUCCGGCGUUGGAAGCUUUCGAUACCAGUGAUACGCGAGGUAAUGGUCAAGCUACCCAGCAAAAAACUGACGCUCAAGUGAAGCGCGAUCGGUCCGUGGAAAUCGAACGCCUCGUUCAGGAGGAACGAACAAGCCGCUCCAAGAUGCCGCAAUAUCCUGGUCUCGACCGUUGGAUCCUGGUGGAUAAGAUGGGCGAUGGCGCAUUCAGCAAUGUCUAUCGCGCCAAGGAUGCUACGGGCGAGCUUGGGGAGGUGGCUAUCAAGGUCGUGCGCAAAUUCGAAAUGAACAGCAAUCAGCGAGCGAAUAUCCUCAAGGAAGUCCAGAUUAUGCGCAACCUCGACCACCCCAACAUCGUCAAGUUGGUUGACUUUUCUGAAUCGCGGCAAUAUUACUACAUCAUUCUCGAGCUCUGCCCAGGUGGAGAAUUGUUCCACCAAAUUGUGCGAUUGACAUACUUUAGCGAAGACCUGAGCCGACACGUAAUUGUUCAGGUCGCCAAGGCCAUUGAAUACUUGCAUGAGACAUCCGGCGUUGUUCAUCGUGAUAUCAAACCAGAGAAUUUGCUCUUCUAUCCCGCUCCCUUCGUUCCGAGCACGCAUCCGAAACCUAAGCAGCCGGGCGAUGAAGACAAGGAAGACGAAGGAGACUUCAUCGCGGGAGUCGGCUCUGGUGGUAUCGGCACAAUCAAGAUCGCGGAUUUCGGUCUGUCCAAGGUGAUUUGGGACAGCCAGACCAUGACCCCAUGUGGAACCGUCGGUUACACAGCACCGGAAAUUGUAAAAGACGAGCGGUACUCGAAGAGUGUAGAUAUGUGGGCUAUGGGCUGCGUACUCUACACUCUGCUGUGUGGUUUCCCUCCAUUCUACGACGAAAGCAUUCAGGUGCUCACGGAGAAGGUGGCUCGCGGACAAUACACUUUCCUCUCGCCCUGGUGGGACGACAUUUCCAAAUCCGCUCAAGACUUGAUUUCGCAUCUCUUGACUGUUGACCCCGAGAAGCGCUACAGUAUCAAAGAAUUCCUCGCACACCCCUGGAUCCGUCAAACCGAUGAGGAAACUACCCCAGCCGCUGAUGCUCCGCCCUUGGCCACACCGUUUGGCCAGGCUCGCCAGGAUGGCCCAGAACAACUCAUCCCCGUUGGCGCUGAUCAAGCUCCCUACCAGCCCGCCAGUUCCCGCAUCCUGGAUGCGCCCUCCUUGGCGUCAGAACGCCGGAUGGACUUCCGCUCACCCGGAGCCUUCAACUUGCGCGAAGUUUUUGAUGUCGGUUACGCAGUUCACAGACAAGAAGAAGAAGGCAAGCGCCGGCGGAACCGCCAACAGGCUGCCCGAAGUGGCCACCCGCUGGCUGGCUUCCAGUCUGCCCUGGGAUCCCUUAAUGAAGACUACGAUGACGAACCUGAAUACCGUCCCCGUGAUGAGGAAACCACCGAACAACCUCCUCUCAAGGUUGCCAAGUCCAACACCCACGCAGGUGACGUCGCUGGAAUGGAAGCAAAGCUGCGUUCCACGAACCUCGGCGCCCAGAGCAGCGCUGCUCAGGCCCGACAGGCGCAUCGCCAGCCCAAGCAGCAGGGUUACGGACAACAUGACGCUAAAGUCGCCGCUGCAGCCAAGAGUGUCAUUGGCCGUAGGCCGCACGAACCAUUCGAGCUCAGUCUGGAUGGCGCAACCCUGCUGGAGAAGCGUGGGCGUCGCAACCAAGAACAGCCAGUUGCUUAA
Molecule: messenger RNA, 1857 nt
Organism: Penicillium daleae
Lineage: Eukaryota; Fungi; Ascomycota; Eurotiomycetes; Eurotiales; Aspergillaceae
Product: serine/threonine-protein kinase
Exons: 3
Coding region: 1-1857 (618 amino acids)
Biological process (GO): mitotic DNA damage checkpoint signaling; protein phosphorylation
Cellular component (GO): nucleus
Molecular function (GO): protein serine/threonine kinase activity; ATP binding
Source: RefSeq, a predicted model, not a curated record